Messenger RNA from Echinops telfairi (small Madagascar hedgehog), 6322 nucleotides. It is a transcript of the gene STEAP2, whose product is annotated as STEAP2 metalloreductase. NCBI's taxonomy places the organism in Eukaryota, Metazoa, Chordata, Mammalia, Afrosoricida, Tenrecidae. Gene Ontology annotation, cellular component: plasma membrane; endosome. The transcript is spliced from 4 exons. Gene Ontology annotation, biological process: copper ion import. The coding region runs from base 22 to 1494 and encodes 490 amino acids. The record is from RefSeq and is a predicted model, not a curated record. Gene Ontology annotation, molecular function: ferric-chelate reductase (NADPH) activity; cupric reductase (NADH) activity.
GAUCUUGGAAUAGGCCUCACCAUGGAGUCCAUCUCGGUGAUGGGAAGCCCCAAGAGCCUGAGUGAAACGUUUUUGCCCAAUGGCUUAAACGGCAUCAAAGACGCAAAGAAGGUCACCGUGGGUGUAAUCGGCAGUGGGGAUUUUGCCAAAUCCCUGACCAUUCGGCUUAUUAGAUGUGGCUAUCACGUGGUGAUAGGAAGUAGAAAUCCUAAAUUUGCUUCUGAAUUUUUUCCUCACGUGGUGGAUGUCACUCAUCAUGAAGAUGCUCUCACCAAAACAAAUAUAAUCUUUGUUGCCAUACACAGAGAACAUUACACCUCCCUGUGGGACCUGAGACACCUGCUUGUGGGGAAAAUCCUGAUUGAUGUUAGCAAUAACAUGAGGGUAAACCAAUACCCAGAAUCCAAUGCUGAGUAUUUGGCCUCGUUAUUCCCAGAUUCCUUGAUCGUCAAAGGAUUUAACGUUAUCUCAGCUUGGGCGCUUCAGUUAGGACCUAAAGAUGCCAGCCGGCAGGUGUACGUAUGCAGCAACAACAUUCAAGCUCGGCAACAGGUUAUUGAGCUUGCUCGCCAGUUGAAUUUCAUUCCCAUCGACUUGGGAUCAUUAUCAUCAGCUAAGGAGAUUGAAAAUUUACCCCUGCGACUGUUUACUCUCUGGAGGGGGCCAGUGGUAGUCGCUAUCAGCCUAGCCACAUUUUUCUUCCUUUAUUCCUUUGUCAGGGAUGUGGUACAUCCAUAUGCGAGAAACCAGCAGAGUGACUUUUACAAGAUUCCUAUUGAGAUUGUGAAUAAAACCUUGCCCAUAGUUGCCAUUACUUUGCUGUCCCUGGUCUACCUAGCAGGUCUCCUGGCCGCUGCUUAUCAGCUUUACUAUGGCACCAAGUAUAGGAGAUUUCCACCAUGGUUGGAGACCUGGCUACAGUGUCGAAAACAGCUGGGAUUGCUAAGUUUUUUCUUCGCCGCCGUCCAUGUUGUCUACAGCCUCUGCUUACCAAUGAGAAGGUCAGAGAGAUACUUGUUUCUCAACAUGGCUUAUCAGCAGGUUCAUGCAAAUAUUGAAAACUCUUGGAAUGAAGAAGAAGUCUGGAGAAUUGAAAUGUAUAUCUCCUUUGGAAUAAUGAGCCUUGGUUUACUUUCCCUGCUGGCGGUCACCUCUAUCCCAUCCGUGAGCAAUGCUUUAAACUGGAGGGAAUUCAGUUUCAUUCAGUCUACCCUGGGAUACGUCGCUCUACUCAUAAGUACUUUCCAUGUUUUAAUUUAUGGAUGGAAGCGAGCUUUUGAAGAAGAAUACUAUCGGUUCUAUACACCACCAAAUUUUGUUCUUGCUCUGGUUUUGCCUUCAAUUGUAAUUCUGGGUAAGAUUAUUUUACUCCUUCCUUGUAUAAGCCGGAAGCUAAAAAGAAUUAAGAAAGGCUGGGAAAAGAGCCAGUUUCUAGAAGAAGGUAUUGGAGGAGCGAUUCCUCAUCUCUCACCUGAGAGAGUCACAGUAAUGUGAUGAUGAUAAAUGGUGCUCACUGAUGCCAGUCAAAGCUCUACUUACGCCAUGAUUUUUAUUAACUUAAUGUGGGGUUGAAGGGUUUGUGUCAAUGUGUGUCAAACUUGCUGUGGGCUGAAACCUGUUAAUUGAGGUCUUAACCAAAUUAGUGGUGGAUUUAUUUUUCCAAAAUAAUUUUCACAAAUGUCAUAUUUGACCAAUUUGAAUUUUGGGAGCUAAACAUACUGUUGAACUUUAGGUACAUUUUGUUUUGUUUGGUAUAAUGGUAACACUGUUGUUGUUUGAACGAAACAAGAUUUCAUAAUCAGGUCAAUAUAUUUAUUUAAUAAUAUAAACAUACUUCAUCAUGUUAAAAACAAUUUGCAAAGGAGCAGAAUUUUAAGCUUUGAAUAUCAUUCAAAAAAUUUCAUCCAAAGCAUUUUUUUUUCUGAAGCUUCAGGCAGGUUUUACUUAUUGUACAACUUAAGAACUAGAAAUAUACACUCAUUUUUUAAGGGACAUGUUACAUUAGCAUCUAAGUAAGGGUGCGUGGUAACAUUCCUCUCAUAAAAUAGAAUAUAAAGGCCAUAGUUAAAUCAUAUGAGUCAAUAUGACGCUACACAAAUUUAAAGGAGUAACUGAUUGGUAAUAUGAAAUGUAUACUGAAAAUGCAGUAUUUUACUCUUAGUUUUAUUUCAGAACAGUUUAAUAUGUAUAAUAAUAUGUUGACCGGGGUAAGGACUUAGUAAUAUUCUUCCUCCAAAAUGGAUGUUUCUAGCAUAAUACCAACCCUGGGAAUCUUAAAAGUAUUCCUUUGUUAGAGGGAAAGUGUCAAUUUUACACACCAACAGUUGUCAAUCAACCCACAUGUUUGCGCUGUAAGCAGUUGCUACCCUCUAGUUUGUAAUGGGAGAGUUUUAGUGUGCCAAGCACUGUUCGAAGCACUUUACUUGUCCUGUCCCAUUUCAUACUUAUGACAACCCUGUGAGGUAGGUAGCUCUGAACCUCAUUGUACUUGGGAGGAUACUGAGGGUUCAAAAAGUACUUUGUCCAAGGUACUAGGACAAUGGUUAGUGCAUACCUAACCUAGCGUUCCCGUCCAGAGGCUGUGCUCAGCUCUCCUGUCCCUGCUCCAGCCCCAUGUACUUUGCUCAAGAUACCAGUCUCAGUAGGUGCCUUCUUGUAUAAAGCCAUUGACAUUUUUUGAUGGGGGCAUUAACGCAUUCUUGCUUGUUGGAUAAUCUAUUUCUGUUCACCUGGCCCGACCUGGAACAUGCACCUUGAGAUUAGAAGCAGACACAGGAAACCUCCCUUCUGAGGACUACUAGUGUCAAGCAGAAGGAGGACCAGCACACUGAUAAGGAACGACUAAGGUCCUACAGAAUCUUUUUAAGUUCCUGUAGGCUUUGGUCAUUUUCUCGUCCUUAGGUGUCCGCCUGCCUGCUCAACCAUUCAUUAGGGAGCAAUUUGCAAGCAUGGAGGAUACUAGGAUAAGUGGUUAAUUAUAAAUCUACUCCAGGAACAUAUAAUCAUGUGAAUUAUUCAUAACAAUUUUUCUGUGCUCACAUUCUACAUUUAAAUUGCAGUUUGUUAAAAAAAACGUUGGCAAGAAUGCGCCAUUUGUUCUUAUUCAAAUAACAAGUGGCAGGCUAGAUUCAAUUAGAUGCAUUUCUCCUCUUAGAAUGAUAACAUAUCUAAAUUUACCCACUGACACAUUGAUGGAUCCAGCUGACAAAAUAUAGAAGGACUUCAUUUAUGGGGUUACCUUGACCCAUCUCUGGCUCUUUCCCUCCUAGUACAUUGGUCAGGGACUCUGGAAUCGCUCUCGUCUGGCCCUUGUACUUUCUUGAACUCUCCUUUUUCCUUAUUUUAGUUAUAUUCUUCCCCUCUUAAUGAUCACCCACGACUUCUUAGUGGGAAUUCAGUUGGAUGAUAACUUUUAGGGGUUAAACACCUAUAGAAAUAUUUACUAUUUUAGUGCACAAGUGAAAACAGCCUAUUUCAGUACUUUCUGAUCCCUUAAAUUUUACCUUCUCAAAGCCAUCCUUUAACUAUUUACUGUGAAAAUACAGUGGAAUUGGUUUAAAAAUUUGAUGUGUUUUGAAGUCUACUGUUGCAUGUAUAUAUUAAGUAGCCAGUAAUAUAGAUAAGGAAAUCACUAGUGCAGAUUAAUGGAGCAUUUGAAAUAUGAAAUGGUGAACUUUUAUGAAGAUGCAUAAAAAAUCAAACUGUUGCUUCCAGUAGUAAUAUCUCCUUUUCAGGACUACCAAUAUUCAGUAAUUUCAAAUUUUUGCCGUAAAUGUACUGUAUUCAUUAUAGUUCUUAAAAUCUUUGCAUUUUUAAAAUGCAAAAAUAUUCAUUGAGUUUGUGUUGGUUUACUUUGCUAAUCUGAUUAUUCUUCUUAAUGGUUAUUCUUAAUAAUCAUUUUAUUUCUGAGUCAUAUUCUGGCCUUAAAAUUCUGUUGUUACAAAUGAGGAAAUGGGGUGAGGGUGUGGGACUUUAGACAGUGGAAAUUUGUUUCAUGAUCUGUGUUUGGAGAAGUGCCCACGAGCAUAUUGUAAGGUUAUACAAAACAUAUUCAGUCAUAAUUCUAUGCAAAAAAACAACAUCAAGUAAUUUUUUUCUAAGAGGAAAAUAACCAUGGACUAUAUUGUGCUAUUUAGCUUUUAUGUGAAAUUUUCAUACCUCUUUUAAGAGCAUUUGAAACCAUACUUAAUAUUGAAUACUAUAUAUUAAUGCUAUCAUAUAUUUUUUCAAUACAUACAUGAAAAGUUAGCCCAGAUUAUCCACAUGUGAGAUUUUUUUAUUUCAGCAUUAAAAUAUUUUAAAUUAAGAAUAAAUUAUAUUUAUAGGUAUUUAUUAAAGGCCAUUUUGUGGUGCACAAGGAAGUGACUUAGCCCUAGUGUUAAACUACCUGAUUUGUUUCAUAUAAAUUAGCAUGACCUUGUCUUAAUUAAGGGAUUUUACUUUCCAAAUUAAGUCUUUUGAUAGUAAUAAUUAAAGUCUAUUCAGAAUACAUUAUAGCCCAAUUUAUGAAAGUUUUGGGUACGAAAAGACUUCGAGAGUAUACUAUAUCCUUUUGGUGUUGUUGUUGUUGUUCAAUUCUUAGGCAUUGUGAUGAAGCCUUAAUUCUUUUUCAUUUCCUUUUGCCAUUAAACUAUUUCAUAAAAAAUGUACAAAGAAAUUCUUCCCCUUCCCAAAAUAAGAAGUUUAAUUAUAAAAUUUAAGAUUCUUACAUGCUGUUUUAACAAAGAACCACAAAUGUAAUUCAUAGCUAUUUCUUUAGGAAUACUAUAAGCGCUGAACUAAUUAUACCCAUGCCAGACUAUAAAAUACAUAGAACCUCUUAAAAUGUCACAGUGACACUGUUUUAUAAAACCUUGACUUAGAGCCAUGCAGCACACAGUUUAAUAUACCUUAAUCCAUGUAAAGAUUUCUCUUUGUGAUAUGUUGUAAUGAAAAUGUGAUGUUCUGUUUUCAGUUGAUCCUAAAUCUAAAACAAGUUCUGGUAUGUAUAUGUAAUUAGCUCUGAGUGAGACUGUAAUAUUUUUAGUGGAAACAUAAUUUGUUCGUACCUUUGAACAAUGAGUUUUGUAAGUGAAUAGUAUUCACUUUACUUCUAAAGAAAUUAUAAAGUGCUUAGAAUGCAUAGGCUCUGUCCACAUUAAAAAAACAAAGUUUAGUUCAGCCUAACACAUGUACACACUGAGAGGCUUUUAAUUUCCCUGAGUUCUCCUUGUAGCAUCCUAAUUGAGGGCAGAACAUAUAGAUUUUCUCAGUGAUUUUAAAUCCUAAAAGCAGAAACGUUUUCAUGAUUUCCAAAAUUGCCAACUUCAUGGAAGUAUUCUCUUAAGUUACUGAGAUCUUCUUUAAAGGAGUUUCCCAGCUUUGUAGACAUUAAUCUUGAACAGGUACUGGAAGCUAUCUCCCCUCUUUCCCUUCCUUCUUCGAAAAGCGGCUGUCCCUCACUUUCCCUACCUAGCCUUGAGGUAAGAGUAUCCAUGAAGCUGAGGGCUCGCCAGCGCGAAAUAAAGGGAGGUUUGUGCGGCUGUCUGGAGUCCCUGGGCAACGCAGACCAUUAGCUGAAAGUUGAUGGUUGAGUCGGCCCAAAAGUGUCAAAGAAAAAAACCUGAUGAUCCACUUCCAUUGAAAAGCCCAGGGGGCUCAGUUCUACUCUGACACAUGGAGGUCAUCAUGAUUUGGGGUUGGCUCCAUAGUAACUGAUAUGUGUGAUUCCUGGAAGUCUCCUUAACAGGAAAAAAGCUUGUGUUCUUUAUGGUCUUACCCCAUCUUACUUCGGGAAAUGUGGGCAGGGUGGCAGAAUGCCGAGCAGGUGUCCGCAAGAUCAAAACCACCCCAUGAAGAAAGCACAAGGGAGACCUGAAAGACUGCUGCACGCCUCCCAGAGAGAAUCGCCCGCCCAGCCUCUGUGGAUUUGAGUUGCUUUGUUAACGAAGCCAGACUACCCUUUUCUGUCUUUCAGUUCUCUGUCGCGAUACCGUGAGCACUGUUUGAAUAAACUAGACUGCAAUAAUUCUAGACCUUUAAAAACUUUUAAAGGGUCAUGCGCAAUUCACAUUAGAACUGAUUUUCAUAGGUCAUUGAGUUUACUCAUCUUCUUGCCUUGAUCUUUCAUUAGAUGCUUUUUGUGGGGGUGGGGGCAGGAUGUUUGGACAAAAAGGUUUUUGGAAAAGGUCUGCUUGGAAAAUAGUGCUUUCUUGAUAACUUUGUAAUUGAUAUUUGCUAAAACCCUGUCUCCAAAAUACAGUUAUCAAAUUGUGUGCCAUGUUUUUAUACCAUUCUCAUAGAUCUGCCUUAUGAACAUCUAAAUAAAAAGUAUUAUAUAAUG